AUGACAAAAUACAAUUAUUGGAUUCAAGAAAAUUCAAGAAUCGCUGAAAAUUCAAGAUUUUAUCGAUUUUUCAUUGGAUUUUCGAAAGUUGGAGCGAAAUUUGGAUCAAUUUUUGAAGUUGGAGUGGAUUCCUGGAGGAUUCAACAAAAAAAUCAAUCAAAAACAAUUUUUUAUUCAACAUUUUUCAAAUUUUUUGCUCAUUUAUGAUGUUUGGAUUCAAAACAUCGGAUUAGCUCUGCACGGGAUUUUGGAGCUCCUGCAGAGCUUUUUCGUUUCUAAUUUCUUAGCUUGGGGGUUUUGGGGAUUUCUGGGCCCGCUGAAAUUAAGAAAUUAAUCUUGUUUUUUUCAGAAUCGCCUACAACUUCUCAACAUUUUGCUGGCCAAUGGAUGUGGUUUGAUUUUUCACGCUUUUGCCCAGAGAAAAUCCGAUUUUUUAUUUCAGAUCAACCAAAUGCGCUCCAUCGAACAACAAUUUGGUUACGGUAAGUAUUUAUCUCAAAAAAGUUUUUAAAAAAUAAAUUAGAAAUUCUGAAAUAUCUAAAAAGAAACUAAUAAAAUUCAGAAAUUUCUUGAUUUUCUUUUUUUUUUUAAUUAGAAAAUCAUGAAAAUUCUGAAUUUUAUUAGUUAUUUUUUGGAAUUUCAGUGGAGAUGCGGAAGCUAUGCCCAAUUUUUGAAUUUUUAAUUAAAAACUUAUUUUUUUAUUCUAUAAAAUUCAAUUUUUUAUUCCAGGUUAGCUGUCAUCAAAUGUGCUCCAAUGAACAAUCAAAUUAAUGGAUACGGUAAGUAUUUAUAAUAAAAUAAAUUAGAAAUUCUGAAAUAUUCAAAAAGAAACUAAUAAAAUUCAGAAAUUUCUUUUUUUUUAUUAGAAAAUCAUGAAAAUUCUGAAUUUUAUUAGUUAUUUUUUGGAAUUUCAGUGAAGAUGCGGAAGCUAUGCCCAAUUUUUGAAUUUUUAAUUAAAAACUUAUUUUUUUAUUCAAUAAAAUUCAAUUUUUUAUUCCAGGUUAG
Caenorhabditis angaria is the source of this 1005-nucleotide messenger RNA. The record is from the annotation of a GenBank genome assembly. NCBI's taxonomy places the organism in Eukaryota, Metazoa, Nematoda, Chromadorea, Rhabditida, Rhabditidae.